AUGCCUACCUUCCUUACUCCAGGCAGGCAUGGAUACAGUGUGCGAUUCUCUCGCACAAGGCCUGAUUCCCUGGCAGUGGCAACAAGUCAAUACUAUGGCCUUGCCGGUGGUGGGACUCUGUUCUUUCUGGAAUUGGCACCAGAUGGUACAACACUAUUGGAGUUGCAGAAACUUGAAUGGAGUGAUGGUCUUUUUGAUGUGACGUGGUCGGGGACUGGUGACGGCGUGGCGGCCUGUGGGGCUGGUGAUGGGGCGGUGGUGGUGUGGAGGGGCGGUUGCGCGGCGCCGCUCCGUGUCUUGAGGGCACAUCGGGCUGAGGUGUGCUCCGUCGACUGGCCCAGGGCGCACCUGCUCAGCGCCAGCUGGGAUACCACCGUCAAACUGUGGGACCCCGAAUCGGAGGCGUGCCUCAGCACGUUCUCGGGCCACUCGCAGCUGGUCUACACGGCGGCGUUCUCGCCCCACUCGCCGGCCACGUUCGCCACGGUGUCGGGCGACGGCCACCUGAAGCUGUGGACUUGCGCGGAGCCAGCUAGGCCGGCGGCGGCGGUGAAGGCUCACGAUGCCGAGGUGCUGUCUUGCGAUUGGAGUAGGACGGAGAGCCACGCGCUGGCUACGGCUGGCUCGGACGGGCUCAUCCGCGGCUGGGACUUGAGAAGACUGACCACCCCAAUGUUCACACUCAAAGACAUUCCUUUAUCGGGUAGGAUGUUGCGAAUGCGCAGUAAGAAGGGUGCAGUUCUCACCACACGCGCCCUCCGUCAUAGCGGCCGUCUCCUACGACUUUACGACCAGGAUAUGGGACUUGAAGCGCGGCUGCGAACCGCUGGAGACCAUCCGCCACCACUCGGAGUUCACGUACGGACUGGAUUGGAACACCCUCAGGCCCCACCAGAUAGCGGACUGCGGCUGGGAUUCGCUGGUCCACGUGUUCGUUCCCCGUUCGCUCGCCUGAGGGUUUCAUGUGCCGCCGCAAUGGUUAUAGUGGAUGCUGUCAUAGGAAGCGGCUGUGUGCCAAAUAAGACGAAUUAUUCGGAA
Messenger RNA from Iphiclides podalirius (scarce swallowtail), 1038 nucleotides. The record is from the annotation of a GenBank genome assembly. Lineage: Eukaryota; Metazoa; Arthropoda; Insecta; Lepidoptera; Papilionidae.